Messenger RNA from Racocetra fulgida, 211 nucleotides. NCBI's taxonomy places the organism in Eukaryota, Fungi, Glomeromycota, Glomeromycetes, Diversisporales, Gigasporaceae. The record is from the annotation of a GenBank genome assembly.
AUGUACGGAUCUUUAGCAAGUAUAUCAGAUUAUAAAGAUAUUCUUUCAAAGGUAAAUGAAUCUGAAUUUAAUAUACUUGAAACCAACAACAAAUCUAACCAAGAUUCUUCCGUUGGUAGUAGUUUGAUUCCUAUUGAUCUUCUGGAUUUAAGAUCGAAAGCAUUCCCACCAAUUGCUCCGAAUUUUGUUGUUGAGUUGCGUUUACCAGACA